AUGGACCCAAUUAAGUAUAUUUUUGAAAAGCCUGCUCUCACUGGUAGAUUGGCUCGAUGGCAAAUGUUGUUAUCAGAAUAUGAUAUAGUCUAUGUGACUCAAAAAGCCGUCAAGGGAAGCGCAUUAGCAGAAUAUCUGGCUCAACAGCCUAUUGAAGAUUAUCAGUCUAUGCAACCUGAAUUCCCAGAUGAGGACAUUCUUGCCCUAUUUGGUGAAAAGGAGGGGGCAGUGCUCAUCUCGCCAGAGAAUCAUUUCAUUCCGAUGACAACAAGAUUGUGCUUUAGUUGUACCAACAAUGUUGCAGAAUAUGAAGCAUGCGCCAUGGGUAUUUUGGCAGCUAUCGAGUCGAAGUUAAAAGGGGAAUGGGAGACUAGAGACCAAAAGUUAAUCCCUUAUCAAUCAUUCAUUAGAGGAUUGAUAAAGCAUUUCGAUUCCAUUGAGUUCUAUCACAUUCCACGAGAAGAUAACCAAUUAGCUGAUGCUUUGGCCACCUUAUCGUCAAUGUUUGAAAUUAGUCAAGAUGAGGAAAUGUCGAUGAUCAAGAUGAGGAGUUAUGAACAACCAACAUACUGUUAUUUAGUGGAAGAAGAAUCAGACUGUAAGCCUUGGUAUUUUGAUUUAAAGCGCUACCUUAAGAGCCGAGAAUAUCCUGAAACAGCUUAUGAGAAUGAUAAAAGAACCUUGAGAAGGUUAGCUUCAAGUUUUAUUCUAAAUGGGGAUGUCUUGUAUAAAAGAAAUCAUGACAUGGUACUCCUCAUAUGCGUCGAUGCAAGAGAAGCAGGGUUGAUAUUAAAAGAAAUUCAUGAAGGAGCUUUUGGUACACAUAUGAAUGGGCACUCUAUGGCUAAAAAGACCUAUGCAGAUAAUAUUAAUAUAGCUCCUACAACCUUAAAUGUUCUAUCUGCACCAUGGCCAUUUGCGAUGUGGGGAAUAGAUGUUAUUGGAGCCAUAGAACCGAAGGCGUCAAAUGGACAUCGUUUCAUUCUGGUUGCAAUUGACUAUUUUACCAAAUGGGUGGAAGCAGCUUCUUAUGCCAAUGUGACUAGAAAGGUGGUAGUAAAGUUUAUAAAAAAGGAGUUAAUAUGUCGAUAUGGGUUGCCUAAUAAAAUUAUCACUGAUAAUGCAACUAAUCUGAAUAAUCAAAUGAUGAGAGAGCUAUGUGAAGAAUUCAAAAUUCAACAUCACAAUUCAUCUCCUUAUCGCCCGAAAAUGAAUGGGGCCAUUGAAGCUGCUAAUAAGAAUAUAAAGAAGAUUUUGCAGAAAAUGGUGAUUACAUAUAAAGAUUGGCAUGAAAUGCUUCCCUUUGCCCUACACGGAUAUCGUACAUCGGUACGGACCUCAACUGGUGCAACACCUUUCUCUUUGGUAUAUGGGAUGGAAGCGGUCCUUCCUUUUGAAGUAGAAAUCCCAUCUCUGAGGUGUUAA
Vigna unguiculata (cowpea) is the source of this 1425-nucleotide messenger RNA. Lineage: Eukaryota; Viridiplantae; Streptophyta; Magnoliopsida; Fabales; Fabaceae. The record is from RefSeq and is a predicted model, not a curated record.